Messenger RNA from Erpetoichthys calabaricus (reedfish), 1686 nucleotides. It is a transcript of the gene tfb2m, whose product is annotated as transcription factor B2, mitochondrial. Bases 172 to 1470 code for a protein of 432 amino acids. The record is from RefSeq and is a predicted model, not a curated record. Gene Ontology annotation, cellular component: mitochondrial matrix. Gene Ontology annotation, biological process: rRNA methylation; transcription initiation at mitochondrial promoter. Gene Ontology annotation, molecular function: mitochondrial transcription factor activity; rRNA (adenine-N6,N6-)-dimethyltransferase activity. Lineage: Eukaryota; Metazoa; Chordata; Cladistia; Polypteriformes; Polypteridae. The transcript has 9 exons.
GACGUCACGUCGUGACGUAGCACGGAGCGCCUGGAAGGAACGACGACCAAGCGAGGUCACUCACCACGCUCGCUGUUUCUCAGUCUCAAUGUCACUUGCGCUGCAUGGGAUGCAGGAGGGAGUUGUGCAUUAUUCUCUGAUGCAUUUAACGUGAAAGUUUUUAUAGGUAUCAUGUUAACCCACAGUACAAGGCAGCUGACCUUUGCUUUCAGGAGCUGUUUCUGUCAGACAUGUGGUUGCCCACCCUUCAAGGCUCAUACAUUGCUGAGGCCUUACUCUAUUGAAAUUCCUUCUGUAGUUGGAAGAACAAAGAAAACACAGGAAAAACAGAAGCUGGAGAAAUCAAGAAGCUUGCAAGGAUUAACUCAGAGGAACUUGUCUGCAGUUGCUGGAUUGCUGAAAGGACAAUAUAGACCUCUGUCAAGAUUUGACUUUCUGGAUUUUGGAGAUUUAGAAGAGCAUACUCGGAAGGCAUUGGCCUGUAGUAGUCUUCGGAGGUUUAUUAUUAAUCCUGACCUUGCAGGUUUGAUUGCUGAAAAACUGGACAAAGACUUGUCUGAAAGCCAUGCUGUUAUUUUUGAGUGUAAUCCAGGUCCAGGAGCGCUGACCCGAGCAUUGCUUAAUGCUGGAGCACAGCGUAUAGUAGCUCUGGAGAGUGAUAAGACAUUUCUUUCAGACUUGCAGGAACUGAAGGGAAGACUGGAUGGACAGUUAGACGUCAUGUACUGUGAUUUUUUUCGACUUGAUCCAAUUAGUAAAGGCCUACCAAAGCCUCCUAUCAUGCAUUCAGAGAAGCUUUUCAACAAUUUGGGAAUAGCAGAGGUUCCAUGGAUUGCAGAUAUUCCUAUUAAAGUGGUUGGGAUGCUCCCACAAAGAAAUGAAAGAAAUUUGCUUUGGAGACUCAUUUAUGCCCUCUUUGAAUGUCUGUCAAUAUUCAGAUAUGGCAGAGUUGAGAUGAAUAUGUUCAUUAGUGAAAACGAAUACACGAAAAUGACUGCCCAACCUGGGAAUAUGAGACACUAUCAAGCGCUCAGUGUUCUAUGGCAGGUUGCUUGUGACAUAGAGGUACUUCAUAAGGAACCAUGGUCAUCAUUUGUAACAUCAUCUAAACAUGGAGGGCUUCCAAAAAGCAUGCUUCCAAAUGACCACCUCUGUUUGGUAAGGAUGACACCAUGUAGGAAUCUGUUUUCUAAUACUUUGACUACUUCGAAUUCGGCUAUCUUUGUGAUGAUGGUGAAGCAGUGUUUAGCAAAACGUAAAGCUAAACUGAUUGAUCGGUUGGAUUCUUGGAGUCCUGGAAGUGGAGAAAAGUUGCUAGAACAACUAAAAUUACCACAUGACAUCUUAACAGGACACGUCUAUCCUGAACAGUAUAAACAUCUCUUUGAAGCUAUGGAAAAUUCAGAAGAGUUUACUAAAAGCUGGUUACAUGAUGAAAUUCUAGAAAAUACACAGAAAACAGGCUUUUAAUUAUAUUUCUCAAAAUAUUUAAAAAAGAAACUUUAAAGCAUUGUAUUAUUUCCCUUUUCUUUGUAAUUGGACUUUGGAUUUUGUUUUACACUUUGGGCCCUUCAUCACACAUUUUCAUUCCACUUUUCUCACCCUUUAAUCGACUCUUUAAUAAAAAUGAUGUCAUUGCUUAUUAUAAUUAAAUAUGAGGAACAGCUGUUUUGGAAUUGUGACCCC